Aureobasidium uvarum is the source of this 1500-nucleotide messenger RNA. Lineage: Eukaryota; Fungi; Ascomycota; Dothideomycetes; Dothideales; Saccotheciaceae. The record is from the annotation of a GenBank genome assembly.
GCAAUAUAUACCGUCUUCUUCCAUCCGUUGAGCAAUGUUCCUGGUCCUUGGUAUCUCGCCGCCUCUCGUAUCCCAUACAUACGUCACAGUCUGAACGGUACGCUUCUCUCAUGGAUGCAAGAGCUGCAUGAGAAGUAUGGCGAGAUGGUUCGGUACAGUCCGAAUGAGCUUAGGNUUUCUGUCAUCUCGGGCAAGGAUAACCCAUGGCAAGAAAUCUAUGGCUUCCGCACCGGCAAGCAGAAGCACACUGGAAGUUUCGAGAAAGAUCCUGUGUGGUACCCUACACCCAUGGAUGGUAUCCCGCACCUCAUCGCUGCACGAGGAGAGAACCAUGGCCGUCAACGACGUGUCAUCAGCCAUGCCUUCUCUGACAGGGCUCUUCGGGAGCAAGAAAGCUUGCUUCAAUCUUAUGUCGAUCUACUCAUCUCGAGGUUCCGCGAUAUUGCAGACCGCAACCCAGACUACGCUUCUGGUGGUGAUGGCUGGGACUCAACCGGCAAGAUUGAGCUUUGUAAAUGGUACAAUGGCUUUACCUUUGAUGUGGUUGCAGAUCUGAGCUUCGGGCAAUCCUUUGGUUCGCUUGCUGACAUGAAACAACACCCAUGGGUUGGCAACAUCCUCGAGAGUCUCAAGUCUGCCAAAUUCGCCUAUGUCACUCACUACUUUCCCGUUGUCAGGAACAUGGGUUCUCUCAUUAUCAAGAAAUCGCAGCUCGACAAACGCGUCGAACUCUUCAAGUGGAUCAAAGCCAGAACCGCGGCUAGAGUUGCUUCAGAGACACAACGACCGGAUUUUGUGACUUCCAUCUUGCAAAACUCAGAAGGACACGGCAAGAAAGGCGAGGGCUUGCGCAAAGGCGAGCUGGAAAGCAACCUUGGUAUCUUCAUGGUAGCCGGUACAGAGACAACAGCGACAACAUUAUCGAUCGGCAGCUAUCUUCUACUUGAAAACCAAAGCACAAUGGAGAAACUCAAGCAAGAGAUCCGAAGUCGCUACAAGUGUAAUGCUGAGAUUACCGUCGACUCCGUCACCCACCUCGAGUACUUGAACGCCGUCAUCCACGAAGUCUUGCGAUGUUAUCCUCCCGUUCCUGCAGGUUUCUUGAGGAAGGUGCCAGAUACAGGUGCAGAUGUUGCUGGUCUACAUUUCUCAGGCAAGAGCAACGCCUCCAUCUCCGUCAGCCAAUACGUCGCCAACCGCUCUACUCUGAACUUCACUGACCCAACACUGUUUGUCCCUGAGCGCUGGCUUGCAUCUCCGCCACAAAGGUAUGCUAAUGACAACCUCGCAAUUUCACCCGAGACGGUUUUGCUAAAACGACUACCANGCUGCUUGGGCAAGAACCUCGCGUAUGCAGAGUUGAGAUUGGUGCUUGCAAAGAUGCUGUUCAACUUCGACAUCGAGCUGGACCCAAGAAGCGUUGGGUGGGAGAAGAGGCUUGAGCACCAUACUCUGUGGUACAGACCUGAUUUGUGGGUGAAGUUGACUGCGGUGACGGAA